GAGAGAGAGAGAGAGAGAGAGAGAGAGAGAGAGAGAGAUGGAAGUCAAACAAGUAUUGCACAUGAAAGGGGGAAUGGGAGAAACAAGCUAUGCUAACAACUCAUUGCUUCAGAGAAAGGUGAUAUCGAUGACAAAGCCCAUAACCGAGGCAGCUAUUACCGCUCUCUUCUCUGUUGCCGACACCACCUUCCGGGCAAGCCUCGCCAUCGCAGACUUGGGUUGUUCCUCUGGCCCCAACACUCUUUUCGUCAUGUCUGAAAUCAUCACCAUCAUGAUUGAUCUUUGCGAGGCGACAAACCAUGAGCUGCCGGAGUUCCAAGUGUUCUUGAAUGACCUCCCGGGGAAUGACUUCAAUACCAUCUUCAGCAGCCUCUUGCUGAGUUUCCAAGAGAAGCUGAGCGAGCAAAUGAAGAGCAAGUAUGGAGCAUCGGCGACGUUGCUAUGCUUCUUCAAUGGCGUUCCUGGUUCGUUCUAUGGGAGAUUAUUCGCUCGGGAGAGCCUGCACUUGAUUCAUUCUUCGUACAGCCUCCAUUGGCUGUCUCGGGUAGUAUUUUGGCCCGCAGUUUCAUUUGUUAACUUGAUGGGAAACAAAGUCACUCUCUCUCUCUCUCUCUCUCUCUCUCUCUCUCUCUCUCUCUCUCUCUCUCUCUCUCUCUCUCUCUCUCUCUCUCUCUCUCUCCUUGUUUUAUCGGAUCCCAAGAGGGCUAGAGGGAAACAAAGGCAACAUAUACAUUGCCGGAUCGAGCCCUCCGGAGGUGAUUAGGGCAUACUAUGAGCAAUUCCAGAGGGACUUCUCGACGUUCUUGGAGUGUCGUGGGCAAGAGUUGGUGAUGGGAGGGCGUAUGGUUUUGACCCUCCUGGGUCGAAGAAGCGACGA
Molecule: messenger RNA, 877 nt
Organism: Rhodamnia argentea
Lineage: Eukaryota; Viridiplantae; Streptophyta; Magnoliopsida; Myrtales; Myrtaceae
Product: salicylate carboxymethyltransferase-like
Exons: 2
Coding region: 38-763 (241 amino acids)
Biological process (GO): methylation
Molecular function (GO): S-adenosylmethionine-dependent methyltransferase activity
Source: RefSeq, a predicted model, not a curated record